Molecule: messenger RNA, 3225 nt
Organism: Zasmidium cellare ATCC 36951
Lineage: Eukaryota; Fungi; Ascomycota; Dothideomycetes; Mycosphaerellales; Mycosphaerellaceae
Exons: 1
Coding region: 1-3225 (1074 amino acids)
Biological process (GO): regulation of mitotic cell cycle; mitotic spindle organization
Cellular component (GO): mitotic spindle
Molecular function (GO): protein binding
Source: RefSeq, a predicted model, not a curated record
AUGACUUCCUACCACGCCUCCUCGCACACCCUCCGACUCACGCCCUCCAAGUCCCCCUUCUUCAAAUCCCCGAGCCCGCGAUCGCCGACCAAGCAGAGCAAACAAGAGGAGCCGGGGUUACAUUUACGAAAAGUCAUCGGGACGACGACAGCUUCUGCGAAUGGGUUUGACUGUUUAUCCGCUUCGAGGAAGUUUGCUUUCACGGCGGGAGCCGCUGCUGUGGUGGCUACUGUGGAUGAGGAGUUGAAUGUGACGCAGCAUUUCUUUCGGGGGAACCCGAGUUCUUAUACUGGAGGAGGAAGGGAAGGCAAUGGAGGCUGGCCGCUGUCGCCGACGCCUCAUGAUCCGAGAUUUCGAGGGGUGAAAGAGCAGGCUACGGGCGGCUCGCCUACGAGUAGGGAUUGGUCGGAUUCACCGGGACGGACAACUUCUGCGAAGGAUCGUGUCAAGGCUGCGACUUCUGUUGCGCUUAGUCCGAAUGGAAGGUGGCUGGCCGUGGGAGAGACUGGAUACAGGCCGAGGAUCUUGAUCUUUUCGGCAAGAGAUGGGUCUUCAGAGAGUCCUGUAUCAGUGCUGGCGGAGCAUACGUUUGGCGUGCAUGCGCUGAGCUUCAGUCCGGAUUCGAAAUCUUUGGCCUCGCUGGGGACGGUCAACGAUGGUUUUCUAUACGUCUGGACUAUCGACGAGCGAACUGGUGCUGCAAUACUAUCCGCAAGCAAUAAGUGUACCACCAUAAUCCACUCAAUGGCGUGGAUGGGUCGAAGCAUCGUCACAGCCGGACUUCGCUAUGUGAAAGUCUGGCGACCUGAAGAAGAUGUGGCCUUGGACAAAGUCAUCGACAGUCUACGAAACAGUACCAUAUCCACCCCUCGCAACAAGAACGAGCCGCGAACAUCGGACUUUGGGAACAGCAUUCUCAGUCCGAAGCAUCGUGCACUCGCAGGGAAGAAUAGCUUACUCGGCGACCUUCUCGAAGCAACCUUCACCUCCGUCAUACCGAUCUCUGAAUCGAAAGCCAUCAUCUGUACGGAAGCAGGCGAUGUUUGCUUGCUGGACGAUAGUGGCAGAACGCAGACGCUGUCCUUGGCAGCCAAUGCGGGAAUCCGAAUCUCAGCCGUUCGCAUCGACGACAACAGCAUGCUGCAUGCAGUUGGUCCCGAUGGCAGCGCUGUAUCGUUUCUCGUUCCGGAUCUCGAGAGACGUGCUGGUAGCCCUGGGAAACCUCGGCAACCUUCUGCUUCGAGCAUCAAACCAAGUCAACCUCAGGGUACGGUGAUAGUAGCCCUUGGUACAUUGGGAAAUGCUGUGGUGGAAAUUGACUCGGAUCGAGUUAUAAGGCUGUAUAACACGCAAGAUGGCGCAAGUACCGGUGCGGUACUAUCACAGCGGCAACUGACUGCACAUGAGGAUGCUGUACUUGGCGUUCGACCGAUUCGAUCGUCGACUCUCCAGGACGCUGCCUUCUUCACAUUUUCAGGACAUGGCACGAUCCACUUCUGGGACAGCGAAGGAGACUCUGUAAAUGACGGCCUGAGAAUUCCAGUCGUCAACUCGACGGAGAUGUACGGACUGCCAAAUGAGCUGAAGUCUGUCGAAGCUCUGGCUGAUGGGACGAUGCUUGCCUCCGGGGACAAGUAUGGCAGCUUGACUGUGGUCGAAAUUGCGACAGGUGCUGUUCUACAUCAAGUAAGAGCGCACUCCGCUGAAGUUCUGGAUCUGGUCUCGUUCGAGCGGGCUGGUGUUCAGUACCUGGCUUCCGCUAGUAGGGACAGGACUGUUCAGCUGUUCAUGUGCCGUGAUGGCAUAUUGGAGCUCAUUCAGACCAUGGACGAACAUGCUGGAGCCGUGACCGGACUGCUUUUGUCCCGCGAUGGCGAUCAGCUAUUAUCAUGUGCUGCGGAUCGUUCGAUCGUUGUUCGACAACGAUUUCUCCGAGACUCCCGCGACGGCAGCGCUUUGGCCUUUGGCAUGCUUCGAGCCAUCACGUUGAAAUCCUCGCCAACGAGCAUGUGCUUGACUACGCAGAGAGACACCAUUCUGGUCUCCACAGUGGACCGCUGCAUUGGGAAGUACAGCACCAAGAGCGGCCAAGCGGGAUUCAGUUUCAAGUGCUCUGACAACGAUGGCGGAGAAGCAGCGGUCAUGUCAAAGAUUUCCUACUCCCCGUCACUCAAUGGCAACCCCACGAUCGCUGGGGUGUCUAGUAGCGAUAAGUCUGUCCGCCUGUACUCGGAGUAUGGAACUCUCAUCGCUCGAGACUGGGGUCACACUGAGGGCAUCACAGACAUGGCCUUCGUCUCUGGUGGAGAUGGGGACGGCGAAAGACUGGAGCCGCCCAAGAUUGCUACAGUGGCUGCCGACUCCACGAUAUUCCUGUGGGACAGCCUCAUUGUCAGCAAUCGCUCAGGCGCAAACAGCGCCGACAGUGAAAACGUUCAAAACGGAAACCUCUCAACACCCUUGGGCCCGCCCCUGAGGAAGGUCAUUUCCCACACGGAAAUGUCGCGCUUUCGUCGUGACAAGUCGAUGGAUGAGCACGAUUCGCCGUCUCCACCUACGAACCCAGGACCAGCGCCGCCUUCUCCUCAGAAGAUUCGCAAGAAGACUUCGAGACUGUCUCUUGCGCAGACACCCCGUCUUGAGCCUGGCUUUCGCUCCAACUUUGAUCCGUCUAGGCGACGUAGCUUGAGACAGCGCUCACCUUCACCUCCAAGUCCGCGGAAUCCUGCCAAGAAAGAUACCAGCCGGCGGCAGACCUUGGGUAUGUCUCUACGCUCCAAGAGCAGCGAGAAUAUCUUGAAUACCGGAAGCAGCUCGACUGGCUUCGGGACACUCACCUCAUCGACCGAAUCGGUGUGUCGCACAUUACGUGCCUAUCGAAAGAAGCUAGGCAACACAGCGACAACCGACAGCAUCACCCCCGAAGCGCUGCGCGAGCUCGAAAAGGAGUUGAAACUCACUGCACGCGUAGUCGGCGAAAAAUCGCAAGGCAAGACGCUCGAUGAAGCAACCAUCGCCAAGCUGCUGGAUCAAGCCUCCGACAAGAUCGUGGGUCUUCUAGAUGAGAAGAUCAAAGCGCGAGUUGAAGGCGAGCUGAAACGAGGAGACAUAUCUACGUCGGCCGGCUCGACUCGUUUAGAGCCUCCUGCGGAGCUGGACGAGCACAGUUUUGAGCGCUCGGAGACGGCGCCUGGGGAGCUAGAAUCACGCCAGCCUGGGUCGUGA